This is a messenger RNA of Arabidopsis thaliana (thale cress), 1898 nucleotides long. It is a transcript of the gene EPR1, whose product is annotated as Homeodomain-like superfamily protein. The record is from RefSeq and is marked reviewed. Gene Ontology annotation, molecular function: DNA binding. The transcript is spliced from 6 exons. Bases 489 to 1529 code for a protein of 346 amino acids. Gene Ontology annotation, biological process: regulation of gene expression. Lineage: Eukaryota; Viridiplantae; Streptophyta; Magnoliopsida; Brassicales; Brassicaceae. Gene Ontology annotation, cellular component: nucleus.
AUCUUUUUCUGUACGGAUUAGAGAAACAGAUCAGAUUCUUUGAAGAAGACACAGCGCGUGGUGUACACUAGCGAGAGUGAGUGUUAGCUUUGUUCUGAGCCACAAGAUAUCUCUCUCUCAGUGUCAACCUUCUCGAAAUUUCCAUGAACAUUAAAUAAUGAUAAAAAUCUGAAUCUGACGUGGCACAUCUCUGCUAUUUAAUAUAAAAAAUUGGUCACUUGCUAUUUCUAGUACCUUCUUUCUUUCUUCACUCUCUCCUGUCUCCUCUUCUCACUGUUUCCUAUUUCGUAAUUUUCUCGAGAAAUCGUCUUUUCUUGUUUACGCUAAUUUGAUUUCUCGAGAAAAAAAAAAGGAAGCAGAAGAAGAUUCUUAUUUUAUCUUUACACUGUUCAGAAAUCUUCGGUGGACGGAUAACUUGCAGAGUUCUGAUUGAGGCUGGUUUUGUGAGAAUUAUAGUUGCAGCAAGAAAGCGUUUCAGAUAUUUUUUAAUGGCCGCUGAGGAUCGAAGUGAGGAACUAAGCAGCAAUGUAGAAAAUGGAAGUUGCAAUUCCAAUGAAGGAAUUAAUCCUGAAACCAGCAGUCAUUGGAUUGAAAACGUUGUCAAGGUUAGGAAACCGUACACAGUAACUAAGCAGAGAGAGAAGUGGAGUGAGGAAGAGCAUGAUAGGUUUCUUGAAGCUAUCAAGCUUUAUGGUCGUGGUUGGCGUCAAAUCCAAGAACACAUAGGUACAAAAACCGCUGUACAGAUACGAAGCCAUGCUCAAAAGUUCUUCUCCAAGAUGGCUCAGGAAGCUGACAGUAGAAGUGAAGGAUCGGUUAAAGCGAUUGUGAUCCCGCCUCCUCGUCCAAAGAGAAAACCGGCACAUCCUUAUCCUCGGAAAUCGCCUGUUCCAUAUACUCAGUCUCCUCCACCAAAUUUGUCAGCUAUGGAGAAAGGAACCAAGUCUCCAACCUCAGUGUUAUCAUCGUUUGGUUCAGAGGAUCAAGUCAAUAGAUGCUCUUCGCCUAAUUCGUGUACCAGUGACAUCCAAUCCAUUGGUGCAACUUCCAUUGAUAAAAAGAAUAACUACACAACAUCCAAGCAACCUUUCAAAGAUGAUUCUGACAUUGGUUCAACACCCAUUUCAAGCAUUACUCUUUUCGGGAAGAUUGUCCUUGUCGCGGAAGAAUCUCACAAACCAUCCUCUUACAAUGAUGAUGAUCUUAAACAAAUGACGUGUCAGGAGAAUCACUACUCAGGGAUGCUAGUUGACACUAAUUUAUCUCUUGGUGUAUGGGAAACGUUUUGUACUGGUUCUAAUGCAUUUGGCUCGGUUACAGAAGCAUCUGAGAACUUGGAGAAAAGUGCAGAGCCGAUAAGUUCUUCAUGGAAACGGUUAAGCUCCUUAGAAAAACAAGGAUCUUGUAAUCCUGUAAAUGCAAGUGGGUUCAGGCCAUACAAGAGAUGCCUAUCAGAAAGAGAAGUAACAUCAUCAUUGACGCUGGUAGCUUCAGAUGAAAAGAAAAGCCAAAGAGCACGUAUAUGCUAGUUUUAGCCAUUGUACAGUUUGGAGUCAAUUUUGAUGAUCCGUGAACAUUGUUUUAGCCAUUUGCUGGGUGACUUGGAUCAUAGCAUUCCACGAACCAAAUCCUAAAUCCGAGUUGGUAAGUGGUUUUACUUGUCCGCCACAUGUAAUUCUUGUAAUGAAGUUUCUCCUGCUGUCUCACGUUAAGAAGACACUUCUUUUUUUCUUCAUAUACAAAUCAGUUUUAACAGUGUAUUUGUUUGGCCAACUAUUCCUAGCUCUGUUUCAAUCUUAGGUCUGGUUUAUGAUUAUUAGCCUUAAGACCAGUCUUAAUGUUAAAAGGUUUUUACAUUAAGCAGAUUAAUAUACGAGUGAAACUUCAAACUCUGAGAA